Molecule: messenger RNA, 2524 nt
Organism: Tripterygium wilfordii
Lineage: Eukaryota; Viridiplantae; Streptophyta; Magnoliopsida; Celastrales; Celastraceae
Product: probable potassium transporter 17
Exons: 8
Coding region: 63-2252 (729 amino acids)
Biological process (GO): potassium ion transmembrane transport
Cellular component (GO): membrane
Molecular function (GO): potassium ion transmembrane transporter activity
Source: RefSeq, a predicted model, not a curated record
AAGACAAUAGCUACUAGCGGCGCGGGUGCAUAGGCGUAUAGGACUAGUGGGUGGUGGUACCUAUGGAAGGGCGAAUCGGAGUAGCGGAGUCGUCGGCAACUUUGUCUGAGUUAGUUGUUGAUUCGGGUCUCAAUAGGCAUCCAAGUCUAAUUCACAAUCGCAACGGUACUAUCUCAACUACAACUACACAGUGUAAGGAAAAUGGUCGAUGGGGGAAUGUGGUUCUUGCGUACAAGACACUGGGAGUAGUAUUUGGGGGACUUGUAACAUCCCCAUUGUAUGUAUACCCAUCAAUGCCAUUGAAGUCUCCAACUGAGGAUGACUACUUGGGAAUCUACAGUAUCAUGUUUUGGACCCUUACUCUAAUUGGAGUUGUCAAGUAUGUCGGCAUAGCCCUCAAAGCUGAUGAUCAGGGUGAAGGUGGAACAUUUGCCUUGUACUCACUACUAUGUAGAAAUAUGAAAGUUGGAAUUGUUUCCUCAAGAAACACGAGUUCAAACUCAAGUAUUUCAUGCUCCGUCUUGCGUGAAGGCACAGAAAAUAGAAGUAGGCUUGGUAAAUUUUUUGAAAGAAGUAUAGUUGCUAGAAGAAUAUUGCUUUUCGUCGUAAUACUUGGCAUGUGCAUGCUAAUUGGGGACGGUAUACUUACACCUGCAAUCUCAGUUUUAUCAGCAAUGGACGGAAUAAGACAACCUUUUCCUUCUGUUAGCAAAUCUCUGGUUGAGGCUUUUUCCUCGAUAGUUCUGGUUGUUAUUUUCCUUAUGCAGAAGUUUGGAACCUCUCGAGUUAGUUUCCUCUUUUCUCCCAUCAUGUUGGCAUGGACUUUGAGCACUCCUGUUGUAGGAAUUUAUAAUAUAACACGCCAUUACCCUAGCAUAUUCAAGGCUUUAUCUCCACUCUACAUUAUACAUUUCUUUGGAAGAAAUGGAAAAGAAGGCUGGCUGUUGCUUGGGGGAACUGUCCUCUGUAUUACAGGUUCUGAAGCAUUGUUUGCAGACCUCGGUCAUUUUAACAAGAGUUCCAUACAGAUGGCCUUUCUGUUUACGAUCUAUCCAUCCCUGGUUCUGACUUAUGCGGGACAAACAGCAUACCUUAUCCAAAAUCUUAAUGAUCAUGAUGAUGGGUUUUACAAGUUCAUACCUGGUAAAGUUUACUGGCCGAUGUUUGUCAUAGCCACAUUGGCCGCAAUUGUUGCAAGCCAGUCUUUGAUAUCUGCGACCUUUUCUGUCAUCAAGCAAUCUGUGGUAUUGGAUUAUUUCCCACGGGUCAUGGUGGUUCACACAUCUACUAGAAAGGAGGGCGAGGUCUACUCCCCGGAAGUCAAUUAUAUCCUCAUGGUGCUGUGUGUUGCUGUCAUACUUAUUUUUGGAGAUGGAAAAGAUAUUGGAAAUGCUUUUGGUGUUGUUGUUAUCCUUGUUAUGCUCAUCACCACGAUAUUACUGACAUUAGUCAUGAUCAUAAUAUGGAGAACUCCAUUGCUGGUGGUUUCCCUUUACUUCACUGUAUUUUUUACAAUGGAAGGUAUUUACAUGAGCGUAGUGUUCACUAAGAUUCCAGAAGGUGGAUGGAUACCAUUUGCCAUAUCAUUUAUACUAGCCUUCAUUAUGUUUGGCUGGUUCUAUGGGAGGCAGAGAAAGAUCGAAUACGAGUUAACUCAUAAGAUAGACUUGGGAAGACUGGGGCUGCUAUUAUCCGAUCCGUGUGUCCAAAGAGUUCCUGGUCUGUGCUUCUUUUACACUAACAUUCAAGAUGGACUGACUCCAAUACUUGGUCAUUAUCUUAAGAGCAUGAAAUCUCUGCACAAGGUCACUAUAUUCACCACACUUCGGUACCUCCUGGUGCCUAAGGUUGCUCAACAUGAGAGGCUUGUCGUCAACAAGCUAGGCCUUGAAGGCGUAUAUGGUUGUGUGAUACAGUAUGGCUAUGCAGACUCCCUAAAUCUUGAGGGAGAUGACUUUGUAACUCAAGUCAGUGACAGUUUGCGGAUACAUCUGCAAAAUUGCUCAGGAGAAUUUCAAAAUGAUUCGCGGGAGCUCCAAGAAGAGAUUUAUGCAUUGCAAGAAGCAAAAAUAGCUGGUGUUGUUCACAUUCGUGGGAAGACGAGGUUCUAUAUUGGUAGUAACUGUACCUGGUUUGAUAGAAUGAUGCUUGCCUUCUAUGAGUUCUUGCACAGCAAUUGCAGGUCUGGACUCCCAGCUCUAGGGGUGCCACCGCCGCAACGUAUUGAGGUUGGAAUGCUGUAUGAGGCUUGAUUUUGGUUCCUUCCUGCUUGUAUUUUAUUGUAUGCUUGGCGGUGGACAUUGCUGGCACUGAGAAGGUGGGAGGGUUAGGAGCAUUCUGAUAAAAAAAAUGUUCCUAUUUUUUGUUUUUGGAUAGGCAACACAGCAAGAAAUAUAUGGAUAACCAGAAACCAAGUACAAAAGGGCAUCCGAGGAUGGCCAAGAUAAGAGUAACCGGUGAUGGGGACUUUACAUGUAAAUAAUAACAAUAAAUGAUUUUUUGAAUUUUAUGGACAGCUUCUCUG